Exophiala bonariae is the source of this 543-nucleotide messenger RNA. RefSeq lists its product as uncharacterized. The coding region runs from base 1 to 543 and encodes 180 amino acids. The record is from RefSeq and is a predicted model, not a curated record. NCBI's taxonomy places the organism in Eukaryota, Fungi, Ascomycota, Eurotiomycetes, Chaetothyriales, Herpotrichiellaceae. The transcript is spliced from 2 exons.
AUGUCGUCCGAAGCUUUCGCGGCUCUCCGCAAGACACAGGGCGAAGAGCUCACUGAGCUUGCAAAAGCGCAUUUCAAGCACGACCUCCGGGAUGAUGACCGCAAUCGAGUGCGCAGCGCCGCAACCAAAGCUUCCACGCAUGCCCUCAUCGGCUCACUGGCCGGCCUCGCACUAGGUGGCUUUCUAGCCUUCCGACUGCGAGCGAACCGGAAAGCUAUGUAUCAAGCAUUUCGUUCAUCUGAGAAGCCCACACACGUCAAGUUCGCAAGCGGUAGAGAAGAAGCAAUUCCAGACAUCACUCCUCUUCUCAACCCCACGCCUCUAGGAGAUAUAAUGACGUACACAUUCUUUGGUCUUGGGGGCAUCUUUUUGGGCGGCGAGAUUGGCCUAUUAACAGGUUCAUGGUCAGCGAAGAAGACAAUAUCUCGAAAUCCUGAUAGCAGAGAGAGGAUCGAAAAGGCUUUCAGGUCAUUUCGGAUAGAUGUACUGAGGAAACAAAUCGAAGAAUUGGAGGCCGGCAAGACCAAAAACAUCUGGCCAUGA